CGUCUCUAUGGUUCUCCCUCUCAGGACCGCGAAGGCGGGAGGGAGUGGUCAGCACGCCUUUUCCGCUAGUCUCCCCCUCUAGCCCACAGUCUCGCUGCCCUGAGCAUCCCGAGCCGGCUUACUGGCCGGCGCACAGACGGGCAGGCGCUUGGGGGGCGUACAGGGGGCGGGGGGAGUUCCGGUUCCGGUUCUUUGUGCAGCUGCGGCGGCGGCUCCGGGAAGAUGGCGGCCCGGGCGGGUUUUCAGUCUGUGGCCCCGAGCGGCGGCGCCGGAGCCUCAGGAGGGGCGGGCGCGGCGACUGCCCUGGGGCCGGGCGGAACUCCCGGACCUCCUGUGAGAAUGGGCCCGGCUCCGGGUCAAGGGCUGUACCGCUCUCCUAUGCCCGGAGCGGCCUAUCCGAGACCAGGUAUGCUACCAGGCAGCCGAAUGACACCUCAGGGACCUUCCAUGGGACCUCCUGGCUAUGGGGGGAACCCUUCAGUCCGACCUGGCCUGGCCCAGUCAGGGAUGGACCAGUCCCGCAAGAGACCUGCACCUCAGCAGAUCCAGCAGGUCCAGCAGCAGGCGGUCCAAAAUCGAAACCACAAUGCAAAGAAAAAGAAGAUGGCUGACAAAAUUCUACCUCAAAGGAUUCGUGAGCUGGUACCAGAAUCCCAGGCCUAUAUGGACCUCUUGGCUUUUGAAAGGAAACUGGACCAGACUAUCAUGAGGAAACGUCUAGAUAUCCAAGAGGCCUUGAAACGUCCCAUCAAGCAAAAACGGAAGCUGCGAAUUUUCAUUUCUAACACUUUCAAUCCGGCUAAGUCAGAUGCCGAGGAUGGGGAAGGGACGGUGGCAUCCUGGGAGCUUCGGGUAGAAGGACGGCUCCUGGAGGAUUCAGCCUUGUCCAAAUAUGAUGCCACCAAACAAAAGAGGAAAUUCUCUUCCUUUUUUAAGUCCUUGGUGAUUGAAUUGGACAAAGACCUAUAUGGACCAGACAACCAUCUGGUAGAAUGGCACAGGACCGCCACUACACAGGAGACCGAUGGCUUCCAGGUGAAGCGGCCAGGAGACGUGAAUGUACGAUGCACUGUCCUACUGAUGCUGGAUUACCAGCCUCCCCAGUUUAAAUUAGACCCUCGCCUGGCUCGGCUCCUGGGUAUCCACACCCAGACUCGUCCAGUGAUUAUCCAAGCACUGUGGCAAUAUAUUAAGACACAUAAACUCCAGGACCCUCAUGAGCGGGAGUUUGUCAUCUGUGACAAGUACCUCCAGCAGAUCUUUGAGUCUCAACGUAUGAAGUUUUCAGAGAUCCCUCAAAGGCUUCAUGCCUUGCUUAUGCCACCAGAACCCAUUAUCAUUAAUCAUGUCAUCAGUGUUGACCCAAAUGACCAGAAAAAAACAGCGUGUUAUGACAUUGACGUGGAAGUGGAUGAUACCCUGAAGACCCAGAUGAAUUCUUUUCUGCUGUCUACUGCUAGCCAGCAGGAGAUCGCUACUUUAGACAACAAGAUCCAUGAGACAAUAGAAACUAUCAACCAGCUGAAGACCCAGCGAGAGUUCAUGCUGAGCUUUGCCAGAGACCCUCAGGGUUUCAUCAAUGACUGGCUUCAGUCCCAGUGCCGGGACCUCAAGACCAUGACCGACGUGGUGGGUAACCCAGAAGAAGAGCGCCGAGCUGAGUUCUACUUCCAGCCUUGGGCUCAGGAGGCUGUGUGCCGAUACUUUUACUCCAAGGUGCAGCAGAGACGACAAGAAUUAGAGCAAGCUCUGGGAAUCCGGAAUACAUAGGGCUUCUCCUACAGCCCUGAUUUGGCUGUACCAAUUCAUUAUUCAGGCCCUGUGCUGCCUGCCUCAUAGCACCUGCCUUGGUCUUGCUUAGGGCCUUCUAGGGAUGCUGUUGGUUCAAGGACAAUGCCAGAAUGAAGAGGGUCUCACAUUUCUGUCUCACAAGACACCUGUUACCCUCUUCUCCUGUCCCAACCCUUCCUACCCCCAGCUUCCCUUCGCCCCACAACGUUCCCAUGUGCCUCUGCCCUCCCCUGGUCUGCCUCGGACCUCUAGAUAGUGUUAGAGAACCUGUAGCAGUAACCAGUGCUCUGGAUGGACUGGGCCUAAGGCCAGGUGGUCUUCAAGGGGACCAGCUACACUGAUGUUGCCCUUCAGAGACCCAGGAACUGGGGGCUCUCGCCUCCUUCUCCUAGACUCAGGCCUGGGGCGCUCUGUAAGCUAGUUGACUUGCCCUCCUGAUAACAGAAUGCAGUUUCCUUCCUUCACACGUUCAGCGCAAACUUCCUUCACUUGUUGCCCUCUAGCACUAAAGGAACUCUGGCUCUUGGGCUCCACUGAGCCCAAGGUCAGUCCCCAGCCCUACGGACUGGCCUGCUGUCUUAGUGCUUCUCUCAACUCCUUAGUAGGAGUCCACAUCAGUAUUGGAGCUUGUUCCUGAACUGCCGCUCCCUCCCACACACUCCUUGUAGCUGCCCUUUGUAGGAUUCCCUUGUACCUGCCCAGCUGUGGUGUUUGGUCAGGGAAUCUUGCCUUUCCCUGUCAGAGCCCCAGGGAUCUAAUCCUCUGUCGCCAGCAGAGGCUGUUCCAUCCUGCUGUUGCUGGGAGGAAUGACUCGUUCACUCCUCCCUGCUCCCCUCUCAAUGGAGAAACAGGCCUAAAAUCAAACGGGUAAAGCCCUGGGCUGUCCCUGUCUUCCUGUCCCUGUCUGCCCUGUUGAUACUCUGGUGAUUUCUAGGGCACUGAGGGAUGAAAGCGUAGGGCUGCAAAACAGCUCUGAGUUGGGUUUGUGACUCUUCCCUACCCCUGCCUCACAGGAUUGUGACUCCCCGGCCCCUGCCCUCAAAGCUUCAGACCCCUCAGGUAGCAGGACCUUGGGAUCUUGGCUCCUUGGAACAGAGAUGGUUUAGCAUCUUUCCAGGAGGGCCUCAGGUUCCUCGGGGUUGUGCCGCCCCCGAGUUAGCAUAUCUCAGACUCGCAGACUCAACACAGCAGGGUGGGAGACAGCUGGGCACAGGGAGAUUCUGCUCAGCAUGGGCUCUGAACCCACGGAACUGACAGGCCCUGCUUCCCCACCCCUCCUCAGGCUCCUGCGAGCACGUCACCCUACGCCUCGCCCCUGCCUGUUCUCCGCUGGGGACAGCAGAGUGUUCACCCCGUUGUCGUCGUCUUGCCAUAUUUCUACCCCUGCAGCAAAAGGUUCUCCAGUGACACUGGACAACCCUGGGGCCGCUGAGCCCUGGCCCGUCUCCUCCCUGGAACCACGGGGAGGAAGCUCAGCACUCCUACACUGUCUCUGUUGAAGAUAAAUUUUUAUUAACUGAAUUAUGUUUUUUUCAUGGACCAAAUUUUUUUUUGUAUUAUCCCUUUAUCAGUGUCACCCAGUUUUAAUAAAAGAAUCUUCUGAAGGGUGA
Chinchilla lanigera (long-tailed chinchilla) is the source of this 3401-nucleotide messenger RNA. It is a transcript of the gene Smarcd1, whose product is annotated as SWI/SNF related, matrix associated, actin dependent regulator of chromatin, subfamily d, member 1. The coding region runs from base 223 to 1770 and encodes 515 amino acids. The record is from RefSeq and is a predicted model, not a curated record. Gene Ontology annotation, biological process: regulation of transcription by RNA polymerase II. Gene Ontology annotation, cellular component: SWI/SNF complex; nucleus. The transcript is spliced from 13 exons. Lineage: Eukaryota; Metazoa; Chordata; Mammalia; Rodentia; Chinchillidae.